Messenger RNA from Lasiodiplodia theobromae, 2040 nucleotides. Its product is annotated as Serine threonine protein phosphatase 2b catalytic subunit protein. Lineage: Eukaryota; Fungi; Ascomycota; Dothideomycetes; Botryosphaeriales; Botryosphaeriaceae. Bases 1 to 2040 code for a protein of 679 amino acids. The record is from RefSeq and is a predicted model, not a curated record. The transcript has 3 exons.
AUGCCUCCACGGAUCGGCUCCGUAGCGAGGCUCUCCACCGCGCUGCGGUCGCGAUCGAAGGCCGACCUCUUUUUCUGCCCGUCCUGCUCGCUAUGGCGCCUCGCCGACUCCCAACCGACCGCCGCGACGACCUCCGCUCACGCGCCUUCGCGAUACUUUUCCACCACCCGACGUCGCCGCGCCGCAACGCUCGCCUCACGGACCGCUAUCAAUGCUCCGUUGGACGUCCCGCCACGGCUGAAGGAGCUGCAUCAGGCAUUAGAUGCGUUGAAGAGUGAUGCUGCCAGCUACGUGAACCUCAGCAGACUGCAAUUAGCGUUGCGGGGACUAGAGAGCGAGGAUCCCGUUGUGCGGGUUGCCGUUCUGAGCCUGGGCGAUCAGGCGUCGGCGAAGCAGCUAGCCCGGCUUUUGCUCGCGGAUCCGUUGUCCGAGCAAGGCAGAUGGGAGGAUGCGCUGGAAGCCCAUGACACCGACAAUGGACAGGCUAUCUUACUACGAUACGGAGACGAUUCUGACGUACACCCGAACAACCCUCUCCUCCGAACUAUUUCUGCUCCUUCGAGGGCGCUACAGAAGCAUAAUGUCGAGAUUUUGAUCUCGUCGCUAAACGCCAACAUUUCCGGGCCAGUGUCUCAGUCCAGCGCCGAGAAGCCAAGAGAUGCUAUCCUUGUGCCUACUUUGCAAACUCCCACGUCGGCGACCGGCCGGCUAACCACAGUCACUUAUCCUGUGCACCGAGCUAUCGUGUUCGGCGAAGGUGUUCGGAGUUGCGUUGCCUAUGGGCGCUUUACUGCGGCGCAGUCAGAACAGGAACUACCGCCUGAGACAGUCAAGGUUGCCAUGGGUAUCCCCGCACCAACCACGGAACUAGAGCAGGCAGCUUCAGACAGAUACGUUGCAAUUGAUGCAAACCUCGGUGCUGAAGCGCUCGACAAGUUUCGGGAGUCAAUAACCAACUCCGUCUUCUACGAGCGAGGAUGGCAUAGAAGCGGCAUGCCCGCUCUUACGGCAUGGCUGGCGCAUGGCUCGAGUAGCAACGUGCCCGCAGGGCUCAAGCCCGCUAUCCGCGACCUUGUCGAUUCGCUUCUAGCAGACGCGAACGAAGCCGUUACUCUCGAAGAUAGCCAGCGGCUACAGGAACUGCUGGCUUCGUCCGUCUCCGAAUCUACCCGCACAGAAAUCCUUUCAACCCUUGCUAAUUGGGCCGAGCAUGCGCAUACGGAGCUCCGUGACGAGCUCGACAUCGCUUUCUUGAGCAAGUCAUGGCGCAGACUCGCAUGGUGGAAGCUCUUCUGGCGCGUCGACGAUGUGGGAAUGAUCCUGUCCGAAUUGUUGGAAAGGCGCUGGCUAGUAUCUGCCGAGAAAGACAUCAUCUGGGUUGCUGGCCGCAUCGAGCAGGCCGGCUUCUUCGCCAACGACCCGGAUGCCGCCAACCUCCCAGAACGUGCUAUGCUGCUCAAGUCUCCUUCCAAACCGGCCGGCCGCAUCGGCGACGUCCCCGACGCUCCGCACCCGGACGCUCUCAGGAAGUUCGACGAAAUGCGCCGUGCCGCCGCCGAGUCGGAGAAUGGGGCGCUGGCGGUGGCGGUGCCGCCGCCCAAACCAUGGCCCCAGCAGAUCCCCAUGGCGCGCACCUACCUGACGGCCACCUCCGUCCCGCCCCUCGAGGCCCUCGCGCAGAAGCUCGUCGUCCAGACGCUGUCGACCGUCUCGGCAACGUCGGCGCUGUCGGGCCUGUUGUACGUCUCCGCCAGCACCGGUUUGUUCGAGGCCGGCACCGUGGCGGCGCUGGGUGCGGCGUGGGGGUUGAAGAGGAUGCAAGGGGUUUGGGAAUCCGCACGAGCGAAGUGGGAGGCGGAGAUCAGGGAGGACGGCCGGAAGGUGUUGAAGGAGACGGAGGAGGCGGUGCGGAAUGUGGUGAAUGUGCGGGGUAGGCCGGAGAGCGAUGCGGUGGGGGUGGAGGAGAGGAGAGUGGCGAGGGAUGCGGUGGAGAGGGCGCGGAAGGCGCUGGAUCAGGUGACCGGUGCGAGGGAAGAGUAG